AUGGCGGUUGGAAAGUCCAAUACUCCUCAGCAUGUCUCCAUGCCAGUGGUAUCUGAGCUGCCAGAAACCGAAGUCUCCCGUUCCGUACUCCUGGAACCAUACCAUGUCAAUUUACUCCCGGAAUAUGGAUAUGUAAGCCGCGAAUACAUGAUUAGCAGUACUGCGGCCGGGGAGUCAUAUUGCACACGUCUGCUCCUUCGGUGCCCCGCCGACGAGAACAACUUCUCCGGCUUUGUCGUUGAAGAGCCCUCGCAUCUCUGGGGAGGCACAAGUAUAUGGCGCCAUAUCAACAGAUGGCUAAUGCGUAAUGGUCACGCCUGGCUAGAGGUGGAUUCCCAGGCUCCAUCAGCCCUUGGCAAGAUUAAAGCCGUCGAUCCUGAGAGAUACAAGGAUAUGCACUUUAUUCCAGGACCCCUUUCUGAUGAAUUUGCUGACAAUAUUCCAUUCGUAACCAAUGUUACGAAGGAGUCCCUUCGAGAUGCGUAUGCCUCUUUCAAGGCUAAAUGGUGGCCGGCUACAUUACAGUCUCCAGAGAUUCUCUGCGCAGCAUCUCACGCUCUUCGAUCUGGUCAGCUAGGACUCAAGGCCGAUAAAGUCAUUCUCAGCGGGCUGUCUCAGACAGGGGGAGUCACACGUCGAUUCAUUUCCCAGUCUUCAAGCUUGAGGCUCCCCGAUGGGUCGCUGCCCUUUGAAGGGUUUAUUCCCUGCCAAUCCGGGGGUCCUGCCCUCCCUGAUACGCCAGGGGUCAAGAUUAUUGAGCUCUUGGGCGAAUCGGAAUUCCAAUCUGUCCGGCUACCAUGCGGAGUGAGCGGCCAAAUGUAUGAGACUUCUCACCGACGGCCAGACAGCGAGGGAUUCCGACUCUAUGAAGUGGCAGGCAUGGCUCAUCGCGAGAGUAGGUACGCCUCUGCCAUCGACAUAGAGAGACUUUCUGCCGCCGAUCUACGCGGUGCCAAAUGGAGCUCGUUUGCAAACUCAUUCAUCUAUCACGCUGUCUUCCAAGCAAUGGAGAAAUGGGUCAGAGGGCUCGCCCUUCCGCCUACCAGCAGGAUGCUCACAACUGUUGGUGAUACGGAUGAGAUCAUUCGCGAUAGUCAUGGAAAUGCCCUUGCCGGUGUACGCACUUUACACACGGACGCUCCUCUGUCAAGGUUGGUUGCCGCCACACCCAAGGGGCGACCGAAUUGGUAUUGCGGGUCCGAAUGGCCAUUUAGCAACGAGCAGCUGCUGGAGGUUUAUGGGUCUGUCUCUGAUUAUCGUCGUAUCGCCGGGGAGGCCCUCCGAAGGCAGAUCCAAGAUGGUUUCCUUCUCCUAGCAGAUGCUGAAACCCUGCGUCGCGAGACGGUGGAAAGAGUCAACUUUUGA
Clonostachys rhizophaga is the source of this 1365-nucleotide messenger RNA. The record is from the annotation of a GenBank genome assembly. Lineage: Eukaryota; Fungi; Ascomycota; Sordariomycetes; Hypocreales; Bionectriaceae.